UAUUGAUCAAUCCUCCCUACCCUUAAGCUUGUCAUCACAACCACCAACUCACAAGGCCAUACAUAAUUUCACAAGUAGCUAGCUAGCCAGCAGCUGCCCUGAGAAUUGAACUGAGAUGGCGGCGGCAUCAGUGGUUGUCGAGGCUGCACUCGUCACCUCGGUGUUCCAGCCAGGGAAGCUUGCAGUCGAGGUGACCACGGUCGAUCACGCCGCCGUGCCAACACCGCCGAUCCCGAUCCUGAUCGUCGCUCCAAAGGAUGCCGGAACAUACCCCGUGGCCAUGCUCCUGCAUGGCUUCUUCCUCCAGAACCGCUUCUACGAGCAGCUCCUCAAGCACGUUGCCUCUUUCGGCUUCAUCAUGGUUGCACCCCAGUUCCACACCAGCCUCGUCUCCAACGGUGACACCGACGACAUCGCCGCGACAGCCAAGGUCACCGACUGGCUCGCCGAGGGGCUGCCCUCCGUCCUCCCCACAGGUGUGGAGCCCGACCUUUCGAAGCUCGCCUUGGCCGGCCACAGCCGAGGCGGCCACACGGCGUUCUCUCUAGCCCUGGGGCACGCCAACACAAACCUCGCCUUCUCCGCGCUCAUCGGCCUCGACCCGGUUGCCGGCACCGGCAAGUCUUCGCAGCUCCAACCGGCCAUCCUCACCUACGAGCCCUCCUCUUUCGACAUUGCCAUGCCGGUCCUGGUCAUCGGCACCGGGCUGGGUGACGACAAGGAGAACAUACUCUUCCCUCCCUGUGCCCCCGAGGGUGUCAACCACACGGAGUUCUACGACGAAUGCAAGCCGCCAUGCUACCACCUUGUGACCAAGGACUACGGGCACCUCGACAUGCUGGACGACGAUGCUCCCAAGUUGGUCACCUGCCUCUGCAAGGAAGGGAACAGCUGCAAGGACGUGAUGAGGAGGACCGUUGCCGGGAUCAUGGUCGCCUUCUUGAGGGCCGUGCUCGGAGAGGAAGAUGGUGGUGAUCUCAAGGUCAUACUGAAACAUCCGGGGCUCGCACCGACCACGCUGGACCCCGUUGAGGAGCGUUUGGCAUGAGCAGCAGCAGAAUCGAUCAUAUUGUAUAAUUCAUCAUACUGAUAAAAUUCACUUAAUCUGUUAAGCUACAUGAAUAAUUUGUUUUUGUAAGUCCAAAUCAUAAUCAAUGAAUAAAUUUGGAGGGUUUUUCUUCUA
This is a messenger RNA of Phragmites australis (common reed), 1183 nucleotides long. RefSeq names its product chlorophyllase-2-like. Gene Ontology annotation, molecular function: chlorophyllase activity. The coding region runs from base 116 to 1048 and encodes 310 amino acids. Gene Ontology annotation, biological process: chlorophyll catabolic process. NCBI's taxonomy places the organism in Eukaryota, Viridiplantae, Streptophyta, Magnoliopsida, Poales, Poaceae. The transcript has 2 exons. The record is from RefSeq and is a predicted model, not a curated record.